AUGAGCACAGGCACCAACCACUUCUUGGAGGCUCUCGAAGGGCUUCGAAAGUCGUUCAAGCUUCCAGCCAUCGAAGGUGCCAUCGCUCUUAUCACUGCAGAAUCGGUUCAAGAUGCUUUUCGGCAGUAUCUCAACAGAUGUCUCAAAUCCACCAGCCUUAGCGCUUUAGCGCAACAACUGCCCGACUGGAUGACUGUUGAUCAGUACAUAUAUGCAGCGAGGCGGGAUCACCGAAACCCUGAACGAUACAUUGAGAAACAGUGUCUGCGUCAGCCCUAUGAGUCUUUUCCCAAUGCGGCACUAUUUAUCUUCAGGUUCAUGCGGUUCUUGAAAUCUUCUGGUCGACAGUUUGAUGGACCGGAACUCAAGUGGGAGCAGACGUACGAUCGCGAUUUCAGUCGGUGCAAAAGGGGCCUGGUGUUGCUGGACUUCUUACUGCAGCAAGAAGAAAUCCGUAGGCAGUGCCGGAGCAUCUACAUGAUCUAUGACCAUGACCACAUCAAGUCGGCCAACGUCGCUCAAGGCCGGACACGUGUUCCACAAGGUCGCCGAGAUGCUCGACGAGCGCCUCAGCACGGGUAUCGUUCCGAUACUAAGUGCGGCAACACUACAGUUAUGUGCCAGAACAAGUACCUUGCGCCUAUUGGUGACAAUACAAAUGCCAUCAACUUCUACAACCGCUUCUUCGACACCGAGGUUGGGAUCUUACCCACACAAGAUACACCGGACAACUGCGAUUAUAUCGAUCUUCGCGCGGCGCAAAUCUCGCGAUCAGUGCCAUUUGACGAUGGUUUCGAGGAGUCGAAUAUUAUAAAAUAA
Messenger RNA from Truncatella angustata, 819 nucleotides. RefSeq lists its product as uncharacterized. The record is from RefSeq and is a predicted model, not a curated record. Bases 1 to 819 code for a protein of 272 amino acids. NCBI's taxonomy places the organism in Eukaryota, Fungi, Ascomycota, Sordariomycetes, Amphisphaeriales, Sporocadaceae. The transcript is spliced from 3 exons.